This is a messenger RNA of Endocarpon pusillum Z07020, 5637 nucleotides long. RefSeq lists its product as uncharacterized. Bases 1 to 5637 code for a protein of 1878 amino acids. Gene Ontology annotation, biological process: regulation of ARF protein signal transduction. Gene Ontology annotation, molecular function: guanyl-nucleotide exchange factor activity. The transcript has 2 exons. Lineage: Eukaryota; Fungi; Ascomycota; Eurotiomycetes; Verrucariales; Verrucariaceae. The record is from RefSeq and is a predicted model, not a curated record.
AUGUCUGAAGGCGACGGAGAUCGUCCGAACGAGCUGAAUCCUGAUCAAAAUGCGCCGGAUGGACUUUCAGGGGAUGAUGCUGGAGAGGCAGAAGAGCCUCCUGCAAGGUUGGAAGCCGACAAGCCCAAUCUGUCUGCAGAAUCGGGAUGGACAGAAAUAACGAUGCCAGAUAGUCACCCUCAAAAGCCUGAGGUUGACGACCAUCCUACAGCCAAAUCCCCUCAGCGGUUAACUACAGCUCCAGAUCCUUUUCUCUCAUUAAAUGGUGAGAGUGAGGUUGCGAACGAGCCAGACAGAUCUACAGAAGGGCCUGCAAAGACGCAGAUACCAGCACCAUCACCUUCUAUACGAGUGUCCAAAGAUCUUCCACUUACACCCCCUGAGCAUGACCUCCCGGAGCAGAGAGCAUCUCCAACGCCGACUGCCCUUGAACCCCGACCACGCGCAAAGUCUACGUCGACUUCGACCUCUGUCUCUGCCCCCAUUAGCUCCACAGUCUUCGUGGUCACGGCUUUGGAAACAAUUGGCAGCUCCAAGGAAGCAAGGAAGAGCAAGGACUUACAAGAGGCAGUCCAGGCUGCUCUGGCGAACAUCAAGGAUGAAAACCAAGGCGUCGAUCCAGAAACCAUCUUUCGGCCGCUCCAGCUGGCUUCGAAGACCUUCAGUAUACCCCUAGAGGUGACCGCGCUGGACUGCAUCGGAAAGCUCAUAAGUUAUUCCUAUUUUGCUUUUCCCUCGGCGGAGGCUAGUAGUGCUCAGGACGCAGAGAACGCCUUGCAGCAGCCACCGUUGAUUGAGCGAGCUAUCGAGACCAUCUGCGACUGCUUCGAGAAUGAAGCCACACCAAUCGAGAUUCAGCAACAGAUUGUCAAAUCUUUAUUGGCUGCUGUUUUAAACGAUAAAAUCGUUGUCCAUGGGGCCGGUUUGCUUAAAGCUGUUCGGCAGAUAUACAAUAUCUUUAUCUACUCCAAAUCAAGUCAAAACCAGCAAGUAGCACAAGGCUCCCUCACGCAAAUGGUAGCUACAGUUUUUGACCGCGUGCGUGUGCGGCUGGAUCUUAAAGAGGCUCGGCAGCGUCGAAGUCCCCAUUCGAGAAGUGAUGAAGAUCUGUCUGCGGGUGCGUCGAUCGCUGGAGACCAUGAGCAGUCCGGUGGUGAUGGAGAAGAGGGUCAAAAAGAUUUCCACAGCGAGGCUGUGUCGAACAUUACCGCGCCAAAAGAGAAGCAGGAGAAAAUGACACUGCAGAGCUUCGAGAACACUAAGAACUUGGACGAUGCCGUCGUCGCCGAGAAUGCCCCUACCAUGGUCACACGAGCCCGAAAAGACCGCAAACUUCCUCGUUCUACCUCUAGCGUCCUGUCCAGGCCUGGCCAACACGACGAGCAGGAAGAUAUUGAUGCCUCUGCGGAAGAUGAAGAGGACGAUAUCUACAUUAAAGAUGCAUUUCUUGUCUUCAGGUCAUUGUGCAAAUUGAGCCAGAAAAUCCUGACUCAUGAGCAACAACAGGAUCUGAAGUCACAGAACAUGAGAUCGAAAUUGCUCUCCCUACAUCUCAUUCACCAUCUCCUCAACAACCAUAUAUCCGUCUUCAUCUCCCCACUGUCUUCGAUCAGAAGCGGGAGCGACGGGGAGACCAAUCCUUUUAUGCAAGUAGCUAAACCUCAUCUAUGUCUAAGUCUAUCACGCAAUGCAUCAAGCUCGGUGGCUCGAGUUUAUGAAGUCUGCUGUGAAAUCUUCUGGUUGUGUUUAAAGCAUUUGCGUGUCAUGCUCAAAAAGGAAUUGGAGGUUUUCCUCAAAGAGGUUUACCUCUCGGUACUGGAAAAGAAGAGUGCACCAGUUUUCCAGAAGCAGCAUUUCAUGGAUGUUCUGGAGAGGUUAUCGGCAGAUCCACGAGCCCUUGUGGAGAUAUACCUCAACUACGAUUGCGAUCGAGCAGCGCUGGAUAACAUGUAUCAGGGAAUAAUCGAACAUCUCGCUAGGAUCUGCAGUUCUCCCAUCAAUGUGACCCCGGUGCAGCAAGUGCAAUAUCAGGAACAACACAUUCGCAUGCCGAGUGCUGGAUCGGAGUGGCAUCAGAAAGGGGCUCUGCUUCCUGGCCUCUCCACUGCCAGUAUUGCUGUUGCCAAUCCUCCACCAGCAGCGCUACCGAGCGAGUACAUCUUGAAACAGCAAUCCCUAGAAUGUCUGAUCGAAAUACUGCAUUCUUUAGACAAUUGGUCAAAGCAGAGUCUUACCGAUGGAGCUGGGGCAGGCCGGUAUCCGGGUUCUCGGGGAUCAUAUGAGGAUUCGAGGGAGUCCCUGGACAACGGUACCGAAAAGGUCAAACAGCGCAAGACUGCUUUGAACGAGGGCAUUCGCCAAUUCAACUUCAAGCCCAAGCGCGGCAUCAAGACCCUGCUUGCAGAAGGAUUUAUCAAAAGUGACUCAGCAGAGGAUAUUGCUCGAUUUCUCAUCGGCAAUGACCGAUUGGACAAAGCUGUGCUUGGAGAUUUUCUAGGGGAAGGCGAUGAAAGAAAUAUUGCGAUCAUGCAUGCAUUCGUGGAUGCCAUGGACUUUGCGAGGAGACGCUUUGUUGAUGCGUUGAGGCAGUUUUUGCAAAGCUUUCGCUUACCCGGCGAGGCGCAAAAGAUCGACCGAUUUAUGUUAAAGUUUGCCGAGCGAUACUUGACUGGCAACCCCAACGCGUUCGCGAACGCUGAUACCGCCUAUGUUCUUGCUUACUCGGUCAUUAUGCUCAAUACCGACCAGCAUAGCACCAAGCUCAAGGGCCGACGCAUGACUGUUGAUGACUUCAUCAAGAACAACAGAGGUAUCAAUGAUGGUCAAGAUCUACCAGCAGAGUACCUGGCUGGCAUAUUUGAUGAAAUAGCACACAACGAGAUUGUUCUGGCUUCUGAGCGGGAGCAUGCAGCAGAUUUGGGUAUUCCAAUAUCAAUGCCUACUGGUGGACUAGCCUCGAGGGCUGGCCAAGUUCUGGCCAGCGUUGGUCGAGACGUGCAGAAAGAAAAAUAUGCUCAAGCCUCGGAAGAAAUGGCCAACAAGACCGAGCAGCUGUAUCGUAGUCUUAUCCGGGCGCAAAAGAGAUCUGUGGUUCGAGAAGAGCUAUCCAGAUUCAUACCCGCGUCGUCUGUUAAGCACGUCGGGCCAAUGUUCAAUGUUACCUGGAUGUCAUUCUUGUCCGGUAUAUCUGGACAGAUUCAGGUUACGCAGAACAUUGACAUUAUCAAACAGUGUAUGGAGGGCCUCAAGCUCGCCAUCAGAAUCUCUUGUCGCUUUGACCUUGAAAUACCUCGAGAAGCUUUCGUUACCGCACUGGCCAAAUUUACCAAUCUUGGCAACUUGAAGGAAAUGAUGGCUAAGAAUCUAGAAGCAUUGAAGGUCCUGCUGGAAAUUGCCUUAUCAGAGGGCGAACUUCUCAAGGGCUCCUGGAGAGAGAUCUUGACCUGUGUCAGCAUGCUUGACCGUCUUCAAUUAUUAUCAGGCGGGGUGGACGAGGACGCAUUACCGGAUGUUACGCGAGCCAGGAUACCACUUCCUUCGAAUAUCGGCGAGGCUGGGCGUUCGAGGAAGUCGAUGCAGUCUGUCAGGCGACCCAGACCACGUUCAGCCAAUUCCCACACCAGCUAUCGAUCCGAAGUAGCAAUGGAGACUAGAUCUACCGACAUGGUCCGGGGGAUCGAUCGGAUAUUCACCAACACUGCGAAGCUGUCCAGUGAGGCCAUUCUCGGCUUUGUCCGUGCCUUGAGCGACGUGAGCUGGCAAGAGAUUCAGUCCUCUGGAGACAGUGAUUCGCCGCGGACAUAUAGCCUUCAGAAAUUGGUUGAGAUCAGCUACUACAACAUGACUCGGGUGAGGAUAGAAUGGACCAAGAUAUGGGAAGUGCUUGGUGAGCAUUUCAACAAAGUCGGUUGCCACACCAACACUGCGGUGGUGUUCUUCGCUCUCGACUCGUUGCGGCAGCUAUCGAUGCGUUUCAUGGAGAUCGAAGAGCUACCCGGUUUCAAGUUUCAAAAAGACUUCCUUAAGCCCUUCGAACACGUCAUGGCCAACAGCAACGUUGUGACUGUCAAAGAUAUGGUCUUGAGGUGUCUCAUCCAGAUGAUUCAAGCACGAGGUGAGAACAUACGAUCGGGCUGGAAGACGAUGUUCGGCGUGUUCACAGUGGCUGCGCGAGAGAAAUACGAAGGCAUAGUCACAUUGGCGUUUGACUACACCAACCAGAUCUACAACACUCGGUUUGGUGUUGUCAUCACCCAAGGCGCUUUCGCAGACCUCAUUGUUUGCUUGACUGAGUUCGCCAAAAACCUCAAAUUCCAGAAGAAGUCGUUGCAAGCAAUCGAGACGUUGAAAUCCACCGUUCCCAAAAUGCUACAGACGCCUGAAUGUCCACUAUCGCAACGGCACGAUAGAGGCCGCAACCAGACGAGUAAUGGCAUCACGCCUGGCAUCAAGCAGCCGACACCGCAGUCGGAGGAGGAGCAGUUUUGGUAUCCAGUAUUAAUUGCAUAUCAAGAUAUCUUGAUGACAGGAGAAGACCUCGAGGUCAGAUCGCGAGCUCUGACAUACCUGUUCGAAACUCUCAUCAAGUAUGGAGGAGACUUCCCCAGAGAUUUCUGGGACGUUCUUUGGCGACAAGUCCUCUACCCAAUCUUUGUUGUGCUCCAAUCCAAGUCCGAGAUGUCCAAGGCGCCUAACCACGAAGAGCUCUCUGUAUGGCUAUCUACGACCAUGAUCCAAGCUCUGCGGAACAUGAUCACCUUAUUCACGCACUACUUUGACUCCCUAGAGCAUAUGCUCGACCGCUUCCUUGAUCUCCUUACUCUGUGUAUCUGCCAGGAGAACGACACCAUUGCUCGAAUCGGCAGUAAUUGUCUGCAACAGCUCAUCCUGCAGAACGUGACCAAGUUCCGACCGGAUCACUGGGCGAGAAUUGUCGGGGCAUUUGUCGGCCUCUUCGACCGUACCACCGCCUACGAACUAUUUUCCGCCAGUGCCACCAUGUCUCAUGCACGCACCCCCUCCAUCGCAGAUCCAUCGCCCUCAAAUGGCCUGGCUAUCACAGAACCAUCUUCACAGCCCGUGACGACUCCACCUACCAAUGGAGCAUCACCUCAGCUUUCAUCCACCGAAGCCUCUCUUUCCUCCAUCCCUGCUCACCCCACUCCACCCAUCACUACCAACUCCACCAUCCCACCCACUCCCACAGUCGCUCCAGAAUUAGAAGACUACCGUCCCUCUCAAGUCGACACCCAAACACAAGCGCCCGUCGUCACCGUCGCCCGCCGCCGCUUCUUCAACCGCAUAAUCACCAAUUGCGUCCUCCAACUCCUCAUGAUCGAGACCGUCGCCGAGCUCUUCUCCAACGACUCCGUUUACGCCUCCAUCCCUUCCCCGGAGCUCCUCCGCGUCAUGUCCCUCCUACGGAAAUCCUACCACUUCGCCAAAAAAUUCAAUGCCGACAAAGAACUGAGGAUGCAGCUCUGGCGUCAAGGGUUCAUGAAGCAGCCACCUAACCUGCUGAAGCAGGAAAGUGGGUCUGCGAAUACGUACGUGAGUAUUCUCCUGAGGAUGUAUCAUGAUGAAGGGGAGGAGAAGAGGGAGAGUAGGCGGCAAACCGAGGACGCGCUCAUCCCGUAA